Molecule: messenger RNA, 357 nt
Organism: Letharia columbiana
Lineage: Eukaryota; Fungi; Ascomycota; Lecanoromycetes; Lecanorales; Parmeliaceae
Exons: 1
Coding region: 1-357 (118 amino acids)
Source: RefSeq, a predicted model, not a curated record
AUGGCCUCAAUCGCGGCGCCUGAGGGUGGGCAGGAGUAUGGACGUAGGUUGAUACCCACACUAGUCGAUGAAAUGGCGGCUUCUACUCCGGAUCACGUCUAUGCUUCGAUACCUCGCCAUCAAGACUUUACCGGUGGCUUCGACGAUGUUACUUCUCGAAAAUUGGCUCGCGCAGUCAACCGGGCUGCCUUUUGGAUCGAUGAAAAACUUGGAAAGAGUGCCAAAUUCGAGACAAUCGCAUAUCUUGGUCCAAGUAAGGCAGACAUGCUCGGGAAGAAUGUUGCUAAGUUCCAUCAUCGGUGGACCUCAGAUACUACAUCGUUGCGGUCGCUGCUGCGAAAGUGGGCUACAAGGUGA